Molecule: messenger RNA, 4398 nt
Organism: Postia placenta MAD-698-R-SB12
Lineage: Eukaryota; Fungi; Basidiomycota; Agaricomycetes; Polyporales; Adustoporiaceae
Exons: 19
Coding region: 1-4398 (1465 amino acids)
Biological process (GO): Golgi to endosome transport; protein targeting to vacuole; Golgi to vacuole transport
Cellular component (GO): Golgi apparatus; membrane
Molecular function (GO): protein binding
Source: RefSeq, a predicted model, not a curated record
AUGGCUCCUCACCGCGGGGCAGUCCUCGGGCUGCUACUCGCGCAACUCUUCGCUUUGCUGCUUUCCGUGGGCGCGCAGCAGGUAGAGUACAGCGUGUCAUACUUCGAUAACUUACCUGCGAGACUGUUCUUCUUCGAAGACACGACGACUGCUAUCUACCAUGACGCUAUGGCAGGAACCGUGUAUGUGUCCCAAGACGAGGGCAAGUCCUGGAACAAGGCGGAGGGGAUACCGAGCGGAAAGGCCUCGAUGGUUAUUGAGCACCCAUUCGACAACAGAUUCGCCUUCAUACUCACUAGGGGCAUAUCACAUUACAUGACCUCAGACCGCGGCAAGACCUGGCGCUCCUUCGAGAUGGAAAUACCUCCAGCACUUGUUGGGAAACCUCUCUCCUUCCAUUCGGACCCCGCAAAGUAUGGCUACAUUCUCUAUCAAGGCACCCGUUGUGAAUCUAGUGGCGGAUGGGGAUCCAUUUGUUACGACGAGACAUGGUAUACCAAAGACGCAUUCAGUGACGAACCACAGCAAUUGUUGUCCGAUACGUCGCGGUGUCAAUUCGCGCAUAGCAGCAAGGACUUCAAGCACGACGCCCACCAAGACUUGAUCUACUGUGUGGCGUUCGACUCGACCUCCAACACUGGCGUACACGCGCUUUCUUCCAGUCGUCUGUUCUCGUCCACCGACUUCUUUGACGAUGAUAUGAGGGUGGAGGACCUCGGCAUCGGCAAGAACGCAAAGGGGGUCGUCGCUCUUGCUAUUGUGUCUAAGUUCGCUGUAGUUGCGAUGCGAGACUUGGCGCCAGGCAAUAGUGGUGAAAUGUUGUUGUACGUGUCCGUAGACACCAAGAACUGGGCAAAGGCGCGCUUCCCGCACGCGUCAUCGGCACGCCUACGGGAGAACAGCUACACAAUUGUCGAGUCGACGACGCACUCACUCGCGGUGGAUGUCAUGCUACAAGACCAGACGACGAUUGGCACGCUGUUCGUGAGCAACUCGAAUGGCACAUUCUUCGUCGAAGCCUUGAAGGACACAAAUCGAAACGAGCUAGGCUACGUCGACUACGAGAAUCUGUAUGGCAUCGAGGGCGUGGGUCUUGCCAACAUCGUCGACAAUGCAAAGGAAGUCGAAGGUAGGCGGGAAGUAAAACAGCUGCGAACACGCAUCACGUUUGACGAUGGCCGGACAUGGUCGCGUUUGCGCCCGCCGGCACACGACAGCGAAGGAGCACGUGUUGCGUGUAACCCAAGCGACGAAGACUGCUCGCUGCACCUGCACUCCGUGACGGUGCCGCAUAACUUUGGACGCGUGUUCUCGUCGCCCGCACCGGGGCUCGUGAUGGGCGUGGGUUCGAUUGGAGAGUACUUGCACCCGUAUGAGGAGUGCGACACAUUCUUAAGCACGGACGCUGGGCGCACGUGGAGCAUGGUGCGCAUGGACGCCCACAAGUAUGAGUUUGGCGAUCAAGGGAGCAUCAUCGUGGCCGCAAACGAUGAGGAAGUCACUGAUAGUGUCAGUUACUCGACGGACUUUGGCAAGACAUGGAAAACAUUCAACUUCGAAACGAAAAUGCGCGUCCGCAUCCUGACGACUGUCUCGGACUCCACAUCGCAGAAAUUCAUGAUCGUCGGGGCUGUCUCGAAACGCGAGCCAGGAUCUAACCAGGGGCGCUAUGCUGUCCUCUUCCUCGACUUUGCAAACACCCGCACGCGGAAGUGCGGAGAGAAUGAUUUCGAACGAUGGAAUGCUCGCUCGGCGACACAUGAGUGUCUCAUGGGACAUAAGCAAUGGUACAAACGGCGCAAGCCCGAAGCCGACUGUUACGUUGGAGAGAAGUUCCUCGACCCUGUAGAGCAUGAAGAGAACUGCCCAUGCACGGACGAGGACUACGAAUGCGAUUACAACUUCAUCCGGCAGGGUGACCAGUGCGUGCCCGCGGGUCCUGAGCCUAUUGCCCCCGGCGUGUGUCCACCUGAUGAGCCAGAUAAGACGUACAAAGGCUCAUCUGGGUUCCGACUCAUUCCUGGGAAUACUUGCGACAAAUCGCGUGGUAAGGUGAAGGACGCGCCUGUUGACAAGCCUUGCUCCAAUGCUCAACCCGCAGAGGGCGAAAUCAUUCAUCAAACUUUCGAGUUCCAAUCCCCUGUUUUGCAAUUCGCAUACUUCAAGGAGUCUACACAGACGAUAUUGGUCCGCCUCGCCGAUGGUACAAUCUGGCAAUCCAGUAACGAGGGUUACACCUGGCAUCAAGUGGUUCCCGGAGAGCGCUUUGUCGUGUUCUAUCACCACACGUAUAGCACUGAUCGCGCGUAUCUCAUCACUAACUCGAAGAACUACUGGUACACAACUGACACUGGCAAGACGUGGAAUUCGAUGCCCGGUCCGCUACCUCCAAACAACUUCGGCUUGCCGAUCUUGCACUUCCACCCGGCUAAAUCAGACUGGCUAAUCUGGAGCGGCAGCGAGGGGUGCAGCGGAUUCGGUGAAAACUGCCACGUCGAGGCGUGGUACACGCGUGAUAAUGGGCGCAACUGGGUGUUCAUCGAGAAAUACGUCCGCAACUGCGCGUGGGCGCGAGACUCCGAGCUGAAGGUAGACCCGGCUCAAAUUAUCUGCGAGGUAUAUGGGAACCAGGAAGGCAACCAGCGUUUCUUCGCGAUGGACAACCCGCUGCAAUUGAUUGGUGGGACGGACUACUUUUCCAAGAAGACAAAGCUAUUCAACCAUGUUGUUGGUUUUGCAAAGUUCAACGAGUUCCUAAUUGUGGCUGAAUACCAGCCGCAAAGACAAGCGCUUGACCUACAGGUGUCGCUUGAUGGGAGGACGUUCGCGUCUGGGAUGUUCCCUUCGGAUGUGCGACCAGACCAACAUGCAUAUACUAUCCUAGAAUCUACGACGAACGCGGUUUUCCUUCAUGUUACGACACAUGAAGGCCCAGGUAGCUAUUGGGGAACCAUAUUGAAGUCAAAUUCGAAUGGAACCUACUACGGCGUUUCUGUCGAGAACGUGAAUAGAAAUGAUCUGGGCUUCGUCGACUUCGAGAAGAUGAUUGGCUUGGAUGGCAUUGCCCUAAUCAAUGUUGUAUCGAAUCCUCACGAAGCGUCCAUUAGCGGGCGCAAAGAAAUUCAAAGCCGAAUCACUCAUAACGACGGUGGUACAUGGAAGCGGAUGACUCCUCCAGCAAAAGACUCUCAGGGGAACUCCUAUGAAUGCAAUACUGUCAGUUGCGCGUUGCAUAUCCACGGUUAUACCGAACGGUAUGACGCAAGAGCCACUUACAGUACACCAUCAGUCCCUGGGCUUUUGAUGGCUGUAGGGAACGUCGGGGAAUCGCUCGCGGAGUACUCUGAGAGCGAUACAUUCCUCAGUCGCGACGCUGGCUUCACGUGGGAGGAAAUCCACAAGGAUGCUCAUCUCUGGGAAUUUGGAGAUUCUGGCUCAAUCUUGAUCAUUGCCAACGAUGAACAGCCGACAGACCAUGUCCUCUUCAGCACAGACGAAGGUCUUAACUGGCGCGAGUACCAAUUUACAGAUGAGAAGAUGCGCAUCAAGGAGAUUGUCACUGUACCAUCGGACACAAGCAGGCGGUUCAUCCUCAUGGGCUUCUACCCUCGUUCGCCAGCUGUACAUGUCGCAGUACAUAUCGACUUCUCAGCGUUGACAAGCCGCCAGUGUGUCCUCAAUAUCGAGGAUCCUGGCCAUGAUGACUUCGAGUUGUGGAGCCCAAGUGAGGAACGGAAUGAACUCUGUCUCUUUGGCCGUCAGGUACUCUACCAUCGCCGAGUGCGUGACAGAGAUUGCAUUGUUGGGAACCAACCGAAGGCGCAAGCGACUGUCGUUCACAAUUGCCAAUGUUCUGACGCAGACUUUGAAUGCGAGUUCAACUACCGAAGGAAUGAGGAAGGAGUUUGUGUCCUGGAGCCGGGCCGAGAGCCGAUACCGGAUGAUAAUUCAUGCCGAAAUGACGAGGAUUACUGGUACGAACGAACACCCUACCGCAAGAUCCGGCACUCCAGCUGUGAAGGUGGAACACGUCUUGACCGGGGAGCGCCACAUGCCUGCCCUGGCUUGAAGAGCCAUGGUGCCUUCUUCUGGCUAUUCAUGUUGAUGAUUCCAUGUGCGUUUGCAGGCCUCAUCGGCUGGUGGUACUACCGGAAAUAUGGCCAUGGCGCAGGCAAUAUACGCCUACCAGGUGGCGAUAUCAACUACCGCGGUGGCUCGGGCGCCCUCGACACACUCGCGUCCAUACCAUGGUAUCUCAUGGGCCUCGCGAGUGUUGUAUGGGAGGCAAUCGCGUCACGAUUCAGCGGGGUCACCUCGGGUAUGCACACGCGCGGCGGGUAUCGGACUAUACCAGUAGACGAGGACGCUCAAAUCCUACGAUUCGAGGAUGAAGAGUAA